Penicillium psychrosexuale is the source of this 1290-nucleotide messenger RNA. RefSeq lists its product as uncharacterized. Bases 1 to 1290 code for a protein of 429 amino acids. Gene Ontology annotation, cellular component: fungal-type vacuole membrane. Gene Ontology annotation, biological process: transmembrane transport. Gene Ontology annotation, molecular function: transmembrane transporter activity. The transcript has 3 exons. Lineage: Eukaryota; Fungi; Ascomycota; Eurotiomycetes; Eurotiales; Aspergillaceae. The record is from RefSeq and is a predicted model, not a curated record.
AUGACAGCCUACGAGUCUUCCGGAGCAAUUGCGAGCGGGGAAGAGAAAGGGAACAAUACCCAGACAGCUGAUGCGCCCGUGAGAGAUACGUCAAAUGCACCACUGCCAUCACCUCCAGACGGCGGAUUUCAUGCCUGGGCUCAGGUCGUUGCGGGACACUUGGUCGUAGCCCUGACUUGGGGCUACGCAUCCAGCUUCGGGGUGUUCCAAAACUAUUAUGAGUCUACGCUACCACAAGCCCCCUCCGAUAUUUCGUGGAUCGGUGGAUUCCAAGUCUUCUGUCUUUUGUUCAUCUCAACGCUCUCCGGCCGCGCAACAGAUGCUGGAUUGGCAAGGCCGGUGGUAGCCCUAGGUGGGCUGUUGUUGGUUAUCGGGACCUUUAUGACGAGUCUGGCCACAGAUUACUGGCAGAUCUUUCUGGCUCAGGGACUUUGUAUUGGCAUCGGCCAGGGUCUCAUGUGGCUGCCUACUGUGACAUUGAUCUCGACAUACUUUGUACACUAUCGAGUCUUUGCCGUCACAGCUGCUGCCACGGGAACGAGUACGGGGGGCAUGAUUUUCCCCGCAAUGAUCCAGUAUCUUACCCCGAGGAUCGGUGCAAUGGGAGUCGUUGUCCUCGUCAUGGUCAUAAUCACCUUGACACUUUUGCGUCCUCGGCUACCACCACGCAAAGCGGGACCACUGAUUGAAUGGAGCGCUUUCAAGGAACCGGCCUACAUGCUUUUUACCAUGGGGGUAUUCCUUCUAUACUGGACCCUUUAUUUUGCCUUUUUCUACGUGCAAGUCUAUGCGACUGAAAAGCUCGGGUUGUCCCAAGAAGCCGGAGUGAAUUUAAUUAUCGUCACCAACGCCCUUGGAAUACCCAUUCGCGCCCCUUGUGGCUAUCUAGCCGAUCGUUAUAUCGGCCCGCUCAAUUUACUGAUUCCUUGGGUAGCGCUGUGCGGCAUUCUGAUGUUCUGCUGGGCCGCCGUUCAUACUGUGGCCGAGCUAUAUAUCUUUGCUGUGUUUUAUGGACCGGCAUCGGCGGCCGCUAUGGGCUUGUUCGCUGGCACUAUUCCUUCAUUGACCAAAGACCUGGACAAGAUCGGCACUCGAGUUGGCAUGUCGCUCUCCAUGAUAAGCUUCGGACCCUUGACCGGCCCAUCCGUGGCGGGGGCGUUGAUCGCGCGCACGGGAGGUGGCUAUCUGGCUGGGCAAAUAUGGGCAGGAUCAGCCUUACUCGUAGGAGUAUUGGCUCUUGGGGGAGCACAGGUCAUAAUAUCCGGGCCACAUCUCCGAGCAAAACUAUGA